Messenger RNA from Apis cerana (Asiatic honeybee), 210 nucleotides. RefSeq lists its product as uncharacterized. NCBI's taxonomy places the organism in Eukaryota, Metazoa, Arthropoda, Insecta, Hymenoptera, Apidae. The record is from RefSeq and is a predicted model, not a curated record.
AUGUUUCUUUUCAAUCUCUCAGUACACGAAGGAAUGCAAAAGGAUUGCCGAGAUUGUUUAGGUAUCCGAUACCGUAUUAACUCCCUGGAUCAAACGUGGAAGUGGUUGCAUCAAACAAUUACUCUUCACGAUUAUUUGAUUUCUAUAACUGCCAGUCAGUCAAACUUUUCAAAAAAGUAUUGUCAGUAGACCUGCUAUCUAUAGACAGAA